Molecule: messenger RNA, 1098 nt
Organism: Cylindrotheca closterium
Lineage: Eukaryota; Bacillariophyta; Bacillariophyceae; Bacillariales; Bacillariaceae
Source: the annotation of a GenBank genome assembly
AUGCCCAAUCGCCAGAGGAGAACACGUCAACGAAGAGCACGCAAACGUCGUCCACUUCAAUGGCUGUACGAUCGAGUGAAUGGAAUCACCGUCACGACAUUGGAUAAUGACGACGAUGAGGACGACAUGAUAGUCAACACCAAACCACCGUGUUUUUUGUGUCUUCCACCACUCACCUUGAAGGUGUGUCCUUGGUUGUUGGAACAAAAUGGAUGUUGCAUUUGUUUGGGAAGUAUGGGAUGUUGUGCGUCCAAUGAUAACUGGGCACGUGGUACCAUUUUGAAAUUGGGAGCUACCUGUAACGUGAUUGCAUUCUUGGGAAUGGUCUUGGCGACACUCUCCUUGAUGAACAAUGAAGCAACAGCCUUUGCGACUGCUACCUUGCAAGAUCAAGGGACUAGUGGAACCUUAUCCAAUAAAACUGCUGCUGGAAGCUUCGUCUUGGAAGAAAUUCAUAUUUAUUUGGGCUUGCGAGCUGCCACCUUUUCCAAUCCAAACACUUUUGGCACCACCAUUGUUCCCUAUGAUCGAUUUUGUGACGAAAAUCUUGGAUUGACUGCCUAUUUGAGUCGAGAUGAUUGUGCUGUUUGUAAGUAUACGACUCUGCAGCGCAUGAUUGCUAUAUUGGUGGCGCUGGUAGCCUUUGUUCCAACCUUUGGCAUGGACAUUACUCGUGCCUACAGCAAUUUUGAUGUCAAUUGUCAAAAGGUUGCCAGUAGUGUUCUAUCACUGAUAACUUUGGUGGGAUGCAUUGUUGCCUAUUUGCAAUUCAAUCAAUGUUUGGAUUCUUUCUUUGAUGGACCUGUGUAUUACGACAAGGAUGAUGGUGGUGGAUAUGCUGCUGCCUUGUUUGAUCCACAAAGCAAUCCGAAUGCCCAAUUCCUCAACACGGAGGGAUUGCGACAAGUCGAUUUUGAUUGGCAAGUGGGAUAUGGUUUGCUCGGCUUGUUCUUGGCCAUGACCUUUAAAUCCAUUCAUAUCAUUUGCAAUUGCUGUAUUCCAACACCAGAAAUUACACGAGUCAGGCGAGAUCAAGAAGAAUACGAGCAGCUGGCAUUGGAAGAAUCUGAAUCUGAUAAUUCCUUGUAUGGUUGGUAG